This is a messenger RNA of Phacochoerus africanus (Common warthog), 2106 nucleotides long. RefSeq names its product NUAK family SNF1-like kinase 2. Gene Ontology annotation, cellular component: cytoplasm. Gene Ontology annotation, biological process: intracellular signal transduction; microtubule cytoskeleton organization; protein phosphorylation. The record is from RefSeq and is a predicted model, not a curated record. Gene Ontology annotation, molecular function: protein binding; tau-protein kinase activity; ATP binding. Lineage: Eukaryota; Metazoa; Chordata; Mammalia; Artiodactyla; Suidae.
AUGGUGGCCUGGACCAGGGUCGUAGCCCAGAGGGCAUCAGAAAAGAUGGGAUUCUACACUGACCGAGCUUUAUCAUUACUGGAAGAAUACUGCAAAAAAUUAAGGAAACCAGAGGAGCAGCAGUUGAAAAAUGCUGUUAAGAAGGUGAUGGGAAUCUUUAAGAGCAGCUUAUUCCAAGCUUUGCUAGCCAAUUCCCCCACUGCCCUCGCUCACCUGCUCGCCAUGGAGUCCUGCUUCCCCCGGCGCCUCGGCCCGGCUCCCUCGGCCACCGCUGCCCUGGCAGCAGAGCUCGUUCGGCCUUUGGCCGACGGACUCCUCAAAUCGCCCAAACCCCUGAUGAAGAAGCAGGCGGUGAAGCGGCACCACCACAAGCACAACCUGAGACACCGCUACGAGUUCUUGGAGACCCUGGGCAAGGGCACCUACGGGAAAGUGAAGCAGGCGCGGGAGAGCUCGGGGCGCCUGGUGGCCAUCAAGUCAAUCCGGAAAGACAGAAUCGAAAAUGAGCAAGAUCUGAUGCACAUUCGGCGAGAGAUUGAGAUCAUGUCGUCACUCAGCCACCCCCACAUCAUUGCCAUCCAUGAAGUAUUUGACAACAGCAGCAAGAUCGUGAUUGUCAUGGAGUACGCCAGCCAGAGGGACCUGUACGACUACAUCAUCGAGCGGCAGCGGCUCAGCGAGCGGGAGGCCCGCCAUUUCUUCCGGCAGAUCGUCUCCGCUGUGCACUACUGCCACCAGAAUGGAGUUGUCCAUCGGGAUCUCAAGCUGGAGAACAUCCUCGUAGAUGCCAAUGGAAAUAUCAAGAUCACAAAUUUUGGCCUCUCCAACCUCUAUCACCAAGGCAAGUUCCUGCAGACGUUCUGCGGAAGCCCCCUCUACGCCUCGCCAGAGAUCGUCAAUGGGAAGCCCUACAUGGGCCCAGAGGUGGAUAGCUGGUCCCUGGGUGUUCUCCUGUACAUCCUGGUGCAUGGCUCCAUGCCCUUUGAUGGGCAGGACCAUAAGACGCUAGUGAAACAGAUCAGCAAUGGGGCCUACAGGCAGCCACCUAAACCCUCUGACACCUGUGACCUGAUCCGGUGGCUGUUAAUGGUGAACCCUACCCUGGAGUAUGUGGCCAGUCACUGGUGGGUCAACUGGGGCUACGCCACCCGUGUCGGGGAGCAGGAGGCUCUGCACGAGGGAGGUCACCCGGGCAGCGACUCUGACCUGGCCUCCAUGGCUGACUGGCUCCGGCGGUCCUCCCGCCCCCUCCUGGAGAACGGGGCCAAGGUCUGCAGCUUCUUUAAGCAGCACGCGCUGGGAGCAGGGAGCCUCACCCCUGGCCUGGAGUACCAGCAUUUGCUCAAGAAGUCCCGCAAAGAGAAUGACAUGGCCCAGACUCUCCAGGGGGACCCAGCUGCUGAUGCAUCCCCUUGCCCUGGCAGGGGCAACCUCAAGCUGCCUAAAGGCAUUCUCAAGAAGAAGGCAUCGACCUCUUCGGAGGGGGCGAGGGAGGGCCCUGAGCUCGGCCCAGUCCCUGCAGGCCCGGGACAGGCUGCCCCCCUGCUCCCCAAGAAGGGUAUCCUCAAGAAGUCUCGCCAGCGGGAAUCUGGCUACUACUCCUCUCCUGAACCCAGUGAGUCUGGGGAGCUCCUGGAUGCAGGGGAUGUGUUUGUGAGCGGGGACGCCGUGGAACACAAGCCCCCCGAAGCCUCAGGGCUGCUGCUCCAUCGCAAGGGCAUCCUCAAACACAACGUCAAGUUCUCCCGCGCAGCCCUGGAACUCACAGCCCCCGCCUUCAGCUCUUUGGAUCAACUGGCCUCACCUGGCCUGCCAGCCCGGGCCAGCCGCCCCUCGGGGGCUGUGAGUGAGGACAGCAUCCUGUCCUCUGAGUCCUUUGACCAGCUGAACUUGCCCGAAUGGCUCCUCGAGCCCCCACUGCGGGGCUGUGUGUCUGUGGGCAACCUCAUGGGGCUUGAGGAGCCCCCCUUGGAGGGCCCGGGAAGCAGGGGCUUGAGGCGCUGGCGACAGGACCCCCGGGGGGAGAGCUGCUUUUCCCUGAUGGACUGCCAGGAGGUGACAGAGGGCCACCAACAGGCGCUGGGGGUCUGUGCCAGGUUCAGCUGA